Molecule: messenger RNA, 1224 nt
Organism: Paramecium sonneborni
Lineage: Eukaryota; Ciliophora; Oligohymenophorea; Peniculida; Parameciidae
Source: the annotation of a GenBank genome assembly
AUGUCUGAAGAAGAAUUAGUAAAUAAGUUCAUUGAUACCAUUUCAAAUGAGCUUCACUAUAAAAAUCAGGAAGAAGUUACCUAAAAUGUUUAUCAAUUAAUCGAUUUAACAUGUAAUAAUUAAUUAUACAAUAGAGAUUCUAUUGGAGAAGAUAAGAAUUAUAAAUAAUGAAAGACAAGAUCAACAAUAAGAAUUAGAAAGCUAAAAUGAUUCUUUAAGAGCAGAAAUAGCUUUCAAUUUACAAUAGCAAAUGUAAAUGCAAGUAUAAUAAUUUAUUUGAUUUAGCGUAUUUAAGAUGAGUUGUUAUAAAAAUAAGACGCUUUAUAUGAAAAACUGUUAAUGUUAGAAGAGGAAUUGAAAUAAUAAUAAAUCAUAAAUGCAAUAUACAAAAACUAAGUAUAAAAUAGUCAAAUUUAUGGUAGUUAGAAUCAAAGCAAACAAAUGGAGAUUAAUAAUAUGUUAUGUAGUUUUAAUUAGAAUUUAAAGAAUUAUAAAUUGAAAACGAAUAUUAAAAGCAUUAAAUAUUGUCUCUCAAAUCAAUAAUUUCAUAAAAUAAAUAGGAUUAUUAAUUAUAAUUAGUGUCAAACUCAUAAUUAAUUUAGCAUUAAGAAGCAAUAAUAAAAAGUAAAAAUAAAUUGUAUUUUAGAUAUGAAGGAUGAAUUAAGUAGUUAAAGAUUGCAAAUAAGAUAAUUAAAAUCAGAAAAUAAAUAAUUUAGUGAUUAAGUAUAUGAGAAAUAAUAAUCAGUAUUAAAAGAAAUAACAAAUUCCCCAUUUCUUUAAAAUGCAAACUCUAUUAACACUAAGCAGAAGUCUUUAAAUGAUUAAAAAGAUUCAAAAAAAAAUUAAUUUUCAUCUUAAAAAAGAUAUUUGCAUGCAGAUGAUCUUUAUGAUGUGAAUUAAUUUACACUUUUAGAGUGCGAAUUACAGGAUACAAACUAUAAUACAACUUUAAAUACUUGCUGUAGAAACAGCUAUAAUUUUAAAAAAGUUUAACUAAAUGAAUAACCAAUGCUUGUGCAAAGAAAUAUCUAUAAAGUACAUUUAAAUUAAAAUAUAUAAUAGGAUUUCUUUAAUUUAACAUCUUAAUGUGUUAAAUUAAAUUUAAAUGAAGAAAAAAUCCUUGAUUCUAAGGUUUCCCAUCUAUUCGAUGAAUAUGUUGAAUAAAAAAUACCAUAUCAUUAAUGGUACAACGAAAUAAAAAAAUAUUUAUUGACUUUAUUAUGA